This is a messenger RNA of Pecten maximus, 1559 nucleotides long. RefSeq lists its product as uncharacterized. The transcript is spliced from 3 exons. Bases 30 to 1220 code for a protein of 396 amino acids. Lineage: Eukaryota; Metazoa; Mollusca; Bivalvia; Pectinida; Pectinidae. The record is from RefSeq and is a predicted model, not a curated record.
GUUGUUGUUCAACAAGAGAAGGAGACGAGAUGGCGGGUACCGCAUCAGAUAUCCCGAUCAAAAGACGUCGUAUGGAUGACACUGACUCAAUAUUUACAGACUUUCCGGGAAACAUUAAAAGGCAACUUGCAAUAAAACUUCACGACUUAUGCGACACUCAUGGCCCUGCUUUGGAAUCACUGAAAUUUAACAAUUGCAAUGCAUCGGAUGACAAUGGUGGAAUCGCAUUUUCUGAUGCAUACUGCAGUGUAACACCUAUGAAAAAUAAACUUUUCUUUGGGGCGAUAUUCGUGGAUGGUUUGAUUAUGAUUUCAAAAUUCUUAGAACAAGGAACUGUUCCAGGUAGCAAAUCAGAAAGACAUGUUCUUGCUAAAUUAUUGGACUACAUUGUUGACAUCGAAACGCAAGCUGCUCUACUGAGUUUGGAACACCUUGGAGAGACAGAGCUUACCAUUGUGCUAGCAAAUCAUUUGUUUGGAAAAUUAGCAACAUCUACAAAGUAUGUCAUUGACAAGUAUUGUACUGGGAAUAAACUCAAGAAAUGUCCCUGUUCCUUGGAUUGUGAUUUAUCUGGCACAUAUGGAGAUACAAGUAUAGGAAAUGAGGAGGUGUGGCAUGGACGAUUAGAUAUCAUUGUCAACCAAGAUAUAGGUGUUAGCGCUGUGGAAUGCGACAACACUGAGAGUCUAGGAGGGAAAACAUCAGCGGAAGUAUCAACAGGUCUGGAAAGAAAUCAGCAAAUAAUUGCUCAGACUGUAGUUUUUUCAUUUCUUCAGAAACAGAAUCAGCCACUGAGUAAGCAUUUUCUGUUUCCAUGUUUCGGCAUAGAAGGAACAAGUUUGGUUAUUUACUUCUAUGAUUCAGAAUAUGACGUUCUCCUGCAAAGCUCUGUUAUUCCUUUACUUGUGCCAGGCACCAGUAAAUCACAUCCAAAGGUCAAUCUAACAGCAAUAUUAGUGUCAUGGUUGGCUGUUAACUGCAAGUACUUGUCUAGCGGUUUGCAGGAAACAUUGAAAUAUAAAGAUGAAACAGCAGGGUUUUUUCUCCAAGCCAAAGACAAAAUUAAGAUUUAUGAAAAAGAAUUAAAAUCUGGAGAUGUUGGAGUGUUGGUACAUUCAGUGUCCGAGGCUGAGGAUUCCUAUGAAGUCUCCCCACAUGGUUUGAAUGAGGCUAGACGUAGACUUUACGAGGUUGUGUGGAGAAGAAUGGAAGACAGUUGAUGUGAUGCCAGGGACAAUUAAAGUUUAAAUAAGAUAUUAAGAGUCAAUGAGGUGAUCAUUCAGUGGUGAUGUUUUGACACUGCCUUCAGUAAAGAUAAGAAUGAACAAUUUCCUUUAUCAUGGUUAGGUGGGCAUGAAGCAAGGAAAUGUAAUCCUGAAAUUGCUGAAUUUAGAUUCGGCAGAGAAUGAUAACGAGACAAAAAAGUUUUUAGAGAAUUAUUUUGGUGAAUAAUGUAUGCUUUUUUCAAAAAAGGAUUGAAUUAGUUACCAGGUGUUAAUAGUUAAUUACAAUUGUUGUGUAUUAUACAGGUGUGCUCAGAAUAAAGUCUGUACCCCUGA